UUACUCGUAUGGAAUGUAUUCCUUACGCUUUACGCACGUGCACUCUUUGACAGAAGCCAAGGAAUUUGUUUGUUUAGAUCGUACCGAACUUUGCGUCGUUCUUCUCUCGACGCCAACGACGACAACGACGAUGACGACGACGACAACGACAACGACGACAAUGACGACGACGACGACAACUACACGCGACGAUCCCUCCUACUAUUUCUUUAUUUUCUUUCCUUUUUCGAUAAUCUUGUAGCGUUGUCAAUACAAUUAACGAACGGUGACGAUAUAAUAUAUAAAUAAAUAAAUAAAUAAAUAAUUAAAUAAAUAUAUAUAUGUAUAUAUAAAGAUAGAUAAGAAAAAAAUUGAAAAGCGUUCAAUAAAUUUCGAAAUGAUAACACACGAAUGUUAAAGGAUAAAAUAUAGGUUAGGAAAGCGAACGGUACGUAAGAGAGAAAAAUAAAAAGGGAUAUUUUAUAAAAAUGAAAUAAGAUUGAGAUAAAUCGAACGAAGUGAACAUCGGAGUCGAUUAAAUUUCGAUAAUAAAUCGUUAACGAUGUAUGAAGAGAGGUGAAAGAAAGAAGGAGAAAAAAGAUUGCGUAGAAGAGAAAAAAAAUAAAAAAGAAAGAAAGAUGUCCGAUAAUAUAUGUAAGAGGCAAAAAGACGAGAGAGAGAGAGAGAGAGAGAGAGAAAGAAAGUUGAGUGAGCAAGCGAGCAAACAAAAAGGCAAUCGAUUGGACGAUAUCACGUGUGCAACUGUAUGGCACAAUUGAUUUUACAUGGCUGAUCUAUUUGAAAUAUAGAAUUCAUUUAAAUUUCCUAACUUGUUAUAAAUAUAGAAAGGAGAAAUAGAACGGUUAAUCGCGACGAUGAUAAGCGUGAGAAAGAAAUACGCGUUCUGUUAAGUGCGUGGCUUGCGUAUGACGCGCGACUCGUGACGCGGCUCGUGACGCGUUCUAUCGUACAUAUGUAAGUACAUCGUCGUCUUUGUCGUCGCUUUAUCGUCGUCGUCGUGCACGCGAAAGCAUUGACAGGAUACAGGAGCUCGCGCGUGCGCUUCUACACGCAUACACGCGUGGAAAUAAAAUGCACGGAUAGAAGUAUGUUUAUAUAUAUAUAUAUAUAUACAUAUACAUAUAUAUAUAUAUAUAUAUAUAAAAUAUAUAUAUAUAUGUGUGUAUGUAGAAAUGAGAGACAGGAGACUGAUAAAGUGAGAUGGACACGCGCACGUAUGUAUGUACGUAACACUCACCAUCGGAUCAGCUCAAUGUUUCUCUCUCUCUCUCUCUCUCUCUCUCUCUCUCUACACUCUAUGCGUGCGAUUGACGUCUCGUGCACGCGCCACGUACCUAUGCGUAUCAAGGAAGAGAAAGAGAAAGAGAGAGAAAGAGAGAGAGAGAGAAAGAGAGAGAAUGAGAGAGAGAGAGUGAAAGAGAAAUACGGAGCAGAACAGUUUUCAGAGCGAAACGCGUCCAGAGUGCUUGAGAUCGAGCGAAUCACUACCGUAGAGUAUGGAGAAUUUCCACUUCGUGUUCCGUUUAUAUUCGAGGUCGAAUCGAUAUCCAAAGGCAAUGUGCUCUUACUACGAAUAAUGUCACCGGUACGAGACAAUGCGAUCAUGCGUCGACUUCCAAAUUUUUCUACCUGCUUUCUCUCCCUCGAAAAGAAAAAAAAAAGUAUCUAGAAAAUGAAGAGAGAGAGAGAGAGAGAGAGAGAGAGAGAAAAGGAUGGAAAGAAAAAAGCGGUUAAAAGAGUAAUCCAUAAAACAUUUACUUUUUGAUCUUAAAGCUAACGCGCAAGAUACAUUAAACGCGUUCGUAAAAUAGAAUGAAACACGUAAUCUGCGUAUUCACCAAUCACUAAUCACGAUUCGGGGUUGGAAGUGAUCAACGAAUGACGGGAACCAAUCCAACGAGUUAAAUCCAAUCGCGUUAGUUUUUCUUUGAUUACCAUUGGCGGACUGUGCUUCGUCGUAUCCGAAUCUUUCCGACCGUCCCCGAACUACGUAACCUUUAUAAAGCCCUCGUCUUAACGCGUUCGUGUAUGGCAUAGGUUAUAAAUGUCUCGGUGGAUAAAAGACUUGGUACGAUCUCCUACGACGAAUUUGGAACGAACGAUAAAUUAAAUGAGCCUCUCAAGUGACUGGUGUACUGUUCAUAAUAAUAACAUCAUACAACGAUUGUAUUUAAUUAGGAACCAAUGAUAUUUCAUUAGGACGAUGAAGCUUCUACCGAAAACAAAUAUUUAACGAUCGAAAUGGAAUACCCACGGAAAUGAGUCAUUAGUAACCGAAAUCACAUAUUGUUAAGAUAACAUUGACAUUAUUGCUUCGAACUAUUCGCUUUACUUAUCGAAAACGUUGUCGGCAAAAAUGAAGGAAUUACGUCUUUCCUCGAGAAAAAAAAGAAAAGAACUAUAAUAAACAUCUUGCUGCUGGUGGCUAUCGAUGUAUAAUCGAUUCUCGAAAAUUCCUCGAUAGUCUCUGUCCGUAUUCGGACAGAAUAAUGUUAUGCAUAAUAUCGUCGUUUGAAAUUAUGAUAACUUUGGUUACUAAACCCACACAUAUGUAUUAAAUAAAUACGAAUAACUACGACGAGAAAAUUCAACACGCACGCGUCCCAUUUAUUCGCGAUCAAAUACAUUCUACGUUUAAUUAAAAUAAGCAACAUGCCUUGUAUAACGUUACGAGACCAGAAGGCCUUCUUCAUCUUGCAUACAUUGUUGCAUCGUACGAUUUGCCAAUGAAUUAUUUUCACUUCGUUCACUUCGUUCCGAUAGUAUAUAAUUGAAACUAUAUCAUUAAUUAUGUCAGCGAAUAUUUCGACGAACAUACGUCUUAGAAAUUGAUACUUUCUUUUCGAAAUAUUUUUAAAACAAAAUAUUAUCAGACGCCAUGUUCAUUUUUCAAAGAAUAACUCUACCAUACAUAGGUACAUUUAUAUAGAUACUCAUAUAAUCUUACGUCGAACAGAUAGCCCUAAGAAAAAGUAUUCUUUCUUACAAGAUAUAUGUAUAUAUAUAUUUAUUCGUUUAUUUAUUUAUUUGUUUUAACUCAAGAUCGAUAUGAAAGAAUUUAAAAAAUAUCAUUAAACACGCGAGCAUGGUGGAUCUGAAGUAUAAACAUCGAUACGUUCCACGAGUUAUUUUGAAAAAUAAGCACCUUUAUUUUAGUUACGUGCAUACAUCGUAAUAUUCAAGUAUUUUUGAAUUACGUCAACAUGUUUACUACGUAUAAAUACUCUUUCUAGUUAAACGAAAAAUCUACGCCUUGAUUUAUGAGUUUCUCUGUUUUUGUCUUUUUUCUUCUUUUUUCUUCUUUUUCUGUGUGUUUUUUUUUUUUUCUUUUUCUUUUUUCUUUAACGAACCAUGAAUCUUCCUUGAAUGGAAUAGUAAAUAUCUAAUAUAAAUGUUUCAUUUGCUUUAGAUCAACAUCACGAAGGAUCUUACAUUGAAAUCAACGUCAAGUAGUUUAGAGAAUGGCGUAUUGAACGGGUGUAUUAAUUAACGAUUAAUUAGGAGUUAAAUGAAAUAGGGAAAUGGUUACUGGGAAAGAUCAAGGACUUUGUUAAGAAAAAAGAUUCAAAGUUAAAGACGAAAAUGUUUUGAUAAAAAAUUUUUUUCUUUUUUUUAUUUCUAACGAAUGAAUAGAUACCAAACGAAUGUAAUAUUAAGUAGUAUUACAAAGAAUAUUUCGCAAGUAAACUAUCGCGACAUAUUCGAGUGCCUUCGAUGAAGAAUGCGGGUACGGCGAGAAGCUCAAUGUUUCGCGUAUUGCAAUUUGUUCGUUCUCUUACAAUGAAAGUGACCUGAAGUAAUUUGAAAUGCCUCUCCCAGUUGUUUUUUUUUUAUAAAGCAAAUAAUUAUCUUUGUCGAUGCACCGAUUAAUGACAAUCAAUCGAUCGUUAUCAUUUUCGUACUCUAUUUGAUUAUUAUUAUACAUUUGCACGAUUUGAUUUAAUCGUCAAUUUUAAAUUUAUAUUAUAUAUACAGUUUAUGCUAAUAAUUAUCCAUUUAAUCUUUCCAAUAACUAUGUCAUCAAUAUUAAUUAGCACGAUUGGAACCGGAUAUAAAUUCGUAUUACUUUCGUGGAACCGGAUAUAAAUUCGUAUUGGCUUCAUUAUGCAACAUCUUUAAAUUAAAAUCGUACACUUUUAUUUCCGCAUUAUAUAUCUCAUAACAAACGUGCUUCGAAUACUUUGUUGAAAUUUGUUUUGAAAAUUCAUAUGAAGGAGAAAAAAAAAAAAAGAAAAAAAAAAAUACAGUUGCGUCCCUUUUUUUUUUUUUAUUUAGUUCAAGGAGUUGAUCCAGGAACGAAAAUGAAAGAAAUCGUAAUUAAUAUUACAAUAAAUUAUAGUCCUUUUUUAGGAACAAUAAUAGAAAAAGUAUAUUUCAAGGCUAAUAUUAGCAGAUUCAUAUCAGUGCGUUACAUCACAUGUAUCUUACUUCAUUAAAACGUAAUAUGAAUAACAAUAGUUUAUAUCGAUUGUGUGACGAAAUAUAUCUAUUUUUUAAUAUAAUCCAAACGGAGAAAACUCGAAAUAGAGGAUAACGCUUUAGUAAAGUAUUAACUUUAUGCAUAUGGAUUUGAUUUGUGAUAUGUUAUAAAAAACGUCGAUGAAAAAUUCGACAUCGAUUUGUCAAUCUUUCUAAAUCCCUUUUCUUUCUCUCUCUUUCUUUCGGAUGCAUAAUUCUAGGUAUGAACGUAUUACGAAAGUGAUCAUAACUUUUACUUUCGUAACAUUUUUCUUUUUCUUUUCGAGUAUUCCAUAUUAAGUUUGAAAACGUCACAUAUUCGAACUUUAGUGAUAACCAAGGACGUAAUUAGCGAGUACACGAGACGUGAUUGUAGGUAAAUACCAAGAUAGUGUAUUAAAAUAAGAAUAUUUUGCGGAACUAGAUGGUAAUAAGUCAUGAAACCGACACAGAGAGAGAGAGAGAGAGAGAAAGAGAGGAAAGAAAAUUUUGUUCGUAAAAUUGUUUAACUUUUUAAGAUAUCAUUAUGAUGCACGAUGUUAACGUAUUUCACAUAUAAAUGUUUCCCGUUGUCGUCGUUGUUCAGUUUAAAUAAAGUCAGUCGCACGCGUACCGAAUAUUUUCCCUUAUGUAUCGCGGGUGCGUAUCGCGUUUCCGUUAUAAAAAGAGUGGGGCAUCUACCCCUCUUCUUCUCGAUGUUCUAAGUCGAUGUCGACGAGAACAGAGUCUCGAAGGAUCGAAACGACCAUCCAUUCGUCGAGUAAGUCUUCGAACAGUCGUUCGUAUCGGUUCGUUUCUUCGUUCGGAUAUCUUUUUACCAACGAUCGAUCGAUCGAUCGAUCAAUCUAUCAUUUUUUAUCCCGAUCGAUCAACCCUUUAACAGUUAUUGAUCUCUCACAAUCUCUCGAUGAGAAAAGUUCUCUCGUCGAAUUUAUCACGAGCGACGAGUGCAUACAAGAAAGAAAAUCCAAUAUAUUCACGAUAACGAUAAAUAGGAUAUAGAGAAGAAAAAACCUUACCAAACGUAACAGAUAUCUUUUCAACGAAUGAAAAUGAGUACCAUGAUCCAUCGUCAUUUAUCACGUUUCUUCUUUCUACUUUCCUUGAUUCGAUUUUCGAACGCUGGAAAACCCGUCGAUAUUCUUUCUACCAGUGGUGGCUUCAGCGUCUUUAAGGAAGACGAGAUUCUUCGAAUUUUUUCACCUAACAAGACGGACCCCUCAGAUAAUUUCACUAUUAUCGAUUUCAUCGGUAUCUUGGAAAAUCACACUGCGGAUGGAUUGGACAAGGUUGUCUGGAAGUUAAUUAAUUCCGAAACAAUUUUUACCAAUCCGUAUUACGAUACCUUCACCAAGGAAAUCAAUCUGGAAGCUAGUAGAUUGUUAAAAAUUGUACCUGCAUAUGAUCCUGGUGCAGGUAGUGUUAGUACAGAAUGCAAAAGGGAUGCUGAAAAAUUCCAUCGGGAGCUCAAUAAAUUCACUUUGUGGGCUUUGAAAAUGUAUGAUGCAACGGCUAAGAUACCUUCUGGUCUUUUAAAUGGUAAUGUGAAUCAACUCGGUGAUUUCGAUGAAUGUAUCGAAACCGUGGGAAACGAUGGUAUUCAGGGACAAUAUUGUUUGGCUUAUUUGCAAUUGGACAUUGAUGAAUCUCGACCUGAUUUGAAGCAUCUUCAUCGUCUUCUUCAUUCUCAUUAUAUCAUCAGAAGCAACGUAACAGAUCCAGGGCAUAGAGUACCACGUUUCAGUACAGUAAAUUGGGCCGUUUGUACACCAGCAUCUUGUUCCUUUCGUGACGUUGAGAUCUCUCUUCGCGAUACCCUAUCCAAAUACACAUCUCAAAGUGGAUUAAAGAUUUCGGUUCGUGUCGAUCGAGAGAUGUGUCAAAUGAAAAAUAAUCAGCCACUUCCAAGAGAAACCAUUUUCGUGAGUAUUUUCUUCGUUUCUGCGGCAGUAUUAACUCUAAUUGCUGCAUAUUACGAUCAUCGUAAAUUGUCAACAAGCGAAAUUCUUUUAUCCUUUUCGCUGAAACGCAAUUUUCAAAAACUUAUCUCAUUGGAAAGAAUUGAAGGGGAUAUAACAAUAUUGCACGGAGUGCGAGCAUUUAACGCUUUGAUGUUAUUAUUAGCUCAUAAAAGUAUGGCACUAUUCUACAAUCCUUACACCAAUAGAACGGGCAUGAGCGAGUAUUUAGGUGAGCCAUGGACGGUCGUAGGCAGAGCUGCCAGCCUUUACACCGACCCAUUUAUCAUGCUCUCUGGCCUUCUUACCGCAUAUUCUUUUCUUGGAAGAAUAAAAAAAACUGGCCAUUUGGAUAUUAAAAAUGAAUAUCUCUCGCGAUUUUUGAGACUGGUACCAACUUUAGGGGCAUUGAUAUUAUUUUGUACUUAUAUCUUGCCGUAUCUGGGUUCCGGACCUCAAUGGAAUUUAGUUGUUAUACAACACGCUAAUAUUUGUAAACAAACGUGGUGGAGAAAUUUCUUAUUUAUUCAUAAUUAUUUUGGAUUUGAGAAUAUGUGUUUGACGCAUACGCAUCACGUAGGUAUAGAUACUCAACUUUUUGCACUGUCUCCUCUAUUGGUAUUGCUCUUAUACAAAAAACCAAAGAUCGGUAGUAUCAUACUUUUUACUUUAGCUACAUUUUCGACGAUAUUGAGAUAUUACGUUACAUAUUUUAAACGUCUUAAUAAUUAUGUCUACUUUGGUAUUUCAAUAAAACAAUUGUUUGAUACGGCUAAUAUGUCGUAUAUUUUACCAACUCACAGAUUGACCGUAUAUAUUAUUGGUAUAUUUGUUGGAUACUUGCUACGAUCUUUACCUAAAGAAUAUAAAAUGAAAAAAACUACCUAUUACAUAGGCUGGAUUUUAUGUACGGUAAUGUUCUUUGGCUCCGUUUUUGGUCCAGCAAAAAUGGGAACUAUUGAUUAUAUUUAUAAUCCAAUGCAUGCAGCCGCAUAUAAUGCUUUUGCUCCUAUCGGAUGGUGCGCACUUUUUGCUUGGAUAAUAGUGGUACAUCAAACAGGAAAUACAAAUGGAUGGUUAACCAGAAUUUUAGCUUGGAGAGGAUUUUUAAUUACCACGAGACUCGGUUAUGCGAUUUAUUUAACGCAAUUCCCUGUAUUUUUCUACAAUGUCGGACAGACUCGUAGUGCCGAGUAUUAUGACUUUUUAAAAUUGGUGUUUAAUAUCGUAGAAAUGGUAUGGAUCCUUAUCGCAUCCGUUAUUCUUACUCUACUCUUUGAUACGCCCUUUCAAAAUAUCAAGAAUCAUUUACUGAAAAAACAAACGCUACGAGAACAAAUAUCAAAGCCAUUGAAAUUGGAAUAAUGUAGAUAUACCAAAUGUAUUUUAUUUUUCUACCAAAAUUAUAUUUAAGUAUUGUAAAUAGUCCCGACGAAUUGUGUAUAUAUAUAUAUAUAUAUGU
Messenger RNA from Vespa velutina, 7878 nucleotides. RefSeq names its product nose resistant to fluoxetine protein 6-like. The record is from RefSeq and is a predicted model, not a curated record. NCBI's taxonomy places the organism in Eukaryota, Metazoa, Arthropoda, Insecta, Hymenoptera, Vespidae. Gene Ontology annotation, molecular function: acyltransferase activity, transferring groups other than amino-acyl groups. The transcript has 12 exons. The coding region runs from base 5505 to 7781 and encodes 758 amino acids.